UCGAAUUAUGACAUCUUCAAAGUUCUUCGCCCUCCGGGCAUCUCUGAAGAAGUCGACGGAAAUGACUCAGAGGUCCAUGUUUUUGAGGAGCAAAUAAGGCAGGAGAUGAGGAAUCUCACGGCGGUGCCCACUGAUAGGACAAUAAUAUUGAUCUGGUUUUGGCCAUUCAAUUACAAAUUUAGCCCCGAAUGCAUUGGAUCUGAUUUGCGCGGACUACACUUUACCGACAACAGAUCCCUGUAUAACCAGGCUCACCUGGUCUUCUUCCAUCACAGGGAUAUCCGGACUGAUCUUUCCAACAUGCCCAAGGAGCCACGACCAUGGUUUCAGAAAUGGGUGUGGAUGAACAAAGAGUCCCCUGCUAAUUGCCAUCGAAUACCUCAGGCCACUAGCCUGUUCAAUUUAACAAACAACUACAGGCUGGAUUCGACGGUGCCAGGACGAUACGGAGAAAUAACUCAACGCAAAACCGCCAAGGAUGAUUUUAAAUUACCAGCUAAGGACAAACUGGUAUGUUGGAUUGUUAGUAGCUGGAACCAAAAUCACAAAAGAGUCAAUUUCUACAAUGAACUGAAAAAGCAUAUCCAUAUUCAUACUUAUGGGGCCGCAUUUGGAAUGAAAGUUAGCAGAGAUGAGGCAGUCCAGUUAAUUACUAGCUGUAAGUUCUACCUGUCCUUUGAGAACUCUAUCUUUAAAGACUACAUCACAGAGAAGGUAUACAAUCCCCUGUCAAUGGGAACAGUGCCAGUUGUUCUAGGUCCUUCUAGAAAUAAUUAUGAGGAGCACAUUCCUGGUAGUUCAUUCAUCCACUUUGAGGACUUUGAUACCCCAAAGAAGCUUGCUGACAGAUUACACUACCUCGACCAGAAUCAAGAAGAGUACAUGAGUUACUUUCUCUGGAGACGGGAAUUUGUGGCCAAACAUGGAGGUUGGGGCAUGGAUGUUUGCCGUACAUACAAAUAUAUGGAAAACGCCCCUGGAUUCCAAACAAUUAACGAUCUAAACAAAUGGUUCUGGGGUUAAGAAAAAAGGGUUAGGACUAGGUAUGCAUUUUUGGAUAAACCUUUGGGUAAUAUUUUGCCACCUUUGGGUGCAGUACCACGAUUGGGUAUAUUAGUAGGUGGGUGUAUUGGUAUCCACCUAA
Molecule: messenger RNA, 1144 nt
Organism: Gadus chalcogrammus (walleye pollock)
Lineage: Eukaryota; Metazoa; Chordata; Actinopteri; Gadiformes; Gadidae
Product: 4-galactosyl-N-acetylglucosaminide 3-alpha-L-fucosyltransferase 9-like
Exons: 1
Coding region: 106-1023 (305 amino acids)
Cellular component (GO): membrane
Molecular function (GO): alpha-(1->3)-fucosyltransferase activity
Source: RefSeq, a predicted model, not a curated record